Molecule: messenger RNA, 1440 nt
Organism: Nematolebias whitei (Rio pearlfish)
Lineage: Eukaryota; Metazoa; Chordata; Actinopteri; Cyprinodontiformes; Rivulidae
Product: dendritic cell-specific transmembrane protein
Exons: 3
Coding region: 1-1440 (479 amino acids)
Cellular component (GO): membrane
Source: RefSeq, a predicted model, not a curated record
AUGCUGUUUUUGUGGGUUACUGUGAAGCAAAGCUUUCAGGAGGUCACUUCUCUGGCUCUAGAUGUUUUUAUCACCGGUCAGAGAAAAGGCUGGAGAAGAACUGCUCUCCUCAUCUCCACCUGCAGCAUAUCAAGCCUCCUGCUCAGCUCUCUGCUCCUCCUCUACCUCCUCUUCACUCUGGACUACGAGCUCUCAGUGGCUGGAGGGAUCGCCGGCUGCUUCUGGGUUCUGCUGACUUCUGCCUCUGUCCUGUCCAAAAGAGUGAGGUGUUUGGGAACUCUGUUCGUAAUUUCUAUUUUCAUGAAGAAGAGUCGGAACCUGCUUCUGACAGCUGGAACAAGUUUAGUUGUUCUGAAAAAUAUAAAGAACACUGUGGAGAACCUCAAACGUCUGGUCCAGAGUAUGAUCUGCAACCUGAAGGCAAAGAAAGCGUCCAUCACUGCUCCGUUCAGUAACUACAUCAAGAUGUUGAAGUGGAUAGGAAGCUUACUCAAAGGGGUUACAGAUCUCGAUGUGGUCAAAUUCAACUCUCAGCUCAAAGUUUCCCCCAGAAUAGAAUCGGAAAACUUCAAGCUGAAACUGAGCGAGGCAGAGGAGAAGCUGAAUGAGACGGUGAAACACGUUCAGGCCGUUGUGGCUACAGUCUCCUCGGUUUCUGAGAGGCUACUUCCUGCCGUCAGCUUCCUCGUGCUCAUGCUGGUCAUAGCCCUUCACAUUAAGAAAUACUGCAACAACGUGAAGUAUGAAAACAGGUUCAUCAGCAGAAAGUUUGUCCUUUUUGAUGAGAAGCAGAAGGCUGAAGGAAAGCCUCACGUCCUCCCCCUCACAGCAGAGGAGGAGAAGCUGUACCCCUUCAUCCCCUCGGCUCGUCCCACCAUCAGAGAGGGGAAGGCUGUUCUCAGAUUCGGAGCCCCAGUGAUCUCCCACGUUGUCACCUGGAUCAUUUUCAUGACCGUGGAUGCCUUAUUGUACUGCUUCAUUGAUAUAGUUACAAAAAAGUUAUCAGAGCUGAAGCCUUUCCACGUCCCCCUGAUCAUUAGUUUUAAAGGGGUUGCAACUUUUAUCGGCAUACCAUUUGAUAAGGAAAACCAACAGAAGGACUUUUCUUACUCUGUGACCCUGUUUGAGGAAGAGUGCCUCCCUGAGCCUGAGCUGCUGCUGUUUAACUCGGUGUUCCCCCUCAGCGCCAUCCUCCUCACCCUGCUCAUCAUGUCUCUGAUGGCAGCUAAAGUUUCCCAGCUCCGACUGAUGGUCUGCGAACGAUUCUUUACCGCCACGGGAGACACGAGAGUGGAGUACCUUCAUCGCAAAAUCCUGAGGAGGAGGAGAAAACUGAGGAUGGAAAAUGACGACUGUAGCUUUAAAUCAUUUAUUGUGAAGCCACAUUUCUGGUGCCCGAUGCUCUUCUGUCCCAAAGACGAUCCUCAGAGCAUUGCUUAA